UCCGGAUUGGCUGUCUGCAAUAAUCGGUCUACAGGAGGACCGGAGGGGACACCAGGGGCCACAGGGCAGCAUGUUUACCGCCACCCACUUUAAUAAUUAAUUGUUCAGGUCGAGUAACUCGCUUAAUUCGAUUUUCUGGACACAUAACCUCGCCAGUGGAGGCGCACCAACAAUGUUUUUGUGCCGUGCGGGGAGGCUGCCAGCGUCUGUACUGGAUCAGGCUUACAAACGUCCGGGCUGGUUUGUGGUGCGGGUCAAAGCAAGCGGACCGGGAGAGGUCUCCCUGACAGGCCGGACAGGCCGCAGCUUUCAGCGGCUUCGGUUCCUCAGCGCGUGCGCCGGCGAGCUCCAGCCGAAGCACGCGCACCAACAAGCAGAGCCCGUCCAGAAGUGGGACAGCUCGGCUUGUUUGGUAACAGACUGGGGACUCUUGGAGCGGGUCGCACCCAGAAGCAUUCAGCGAUUUUCUAACUCAAUGCUCAGAGGAGACUCGAAGGCUUUGUUUCCAGGUGACACCAGCAUGCAGACCAGAGCCGCCUCAACCAGCGCAGCGACUAGGAGCCGCGAGGAGCGCGCUGACAGCAGCAAAGCGGAUCUCCAGGAUGCUUCCUCUACCUCAAGCCAAGAAAAAGACCCAGGAAACACACCAGAGCCAGAGGAAGGAAAACCCAACAAGACACAGCAGCUUAAGAAAGUAUUCAAAGAAUAUGGAGCAGUGGGAGUUUCCUUUCAUAUUGGGAUUUCUCUAAUGUCUCUGGGAAUGUUCUACCUCCUUAUAUCAAGUGGAAUCGACAUGGCGGCUAUGCUGUGCAAACUUGGCUUCAGCGAGGAGCUGGUUCAGUCUAAAAUGGCAGCAGGAACCAGCACGUUUGUCCUUGCCUAUGCCAUCCACAAGCUCUUUGCUCCUGUUCGUAUCAGCAUCACUGUGGUGUCAGUACCACUCAUCGUUCGCUACUUGAGAAAGACUGGACUCUUUAAACCGCCUACACCCUCACCUUGAUGACUCUGCUCUUCUCCCUUGCUCUCUCAUGAAACAACAAAAUCCUGACUGGUCAUAAACUCAAAGACUCUGUGUUUAACAUUUUAUGAUCAAUUUCCCUUUUGCCCAGUACGGCAUCUCUUCUGUUUUGCAUUUGUUCAAUUAGUUAACAGAAUGUGUUUGACUGAGGGAAUAAAGUCUUAAUAUUUAUUCAAUCUUAAUAAAAGCAAAACAAACGCCUGGUUAUUUAUGGACAAGGACUUUUAAGUUUUGAGCUCUUUUGUAUCAUUAUGUUAAACUGAGACCUUUUUUGGUCAAGUCUUAGUGGGUUAAAGCUGUGAAGGUUUCCAGUGGAAAUAAAGACCGGAAAAAAAGCUGAUCUCCUUUUCACUUUGCCGCAAUAGCUGACUCGGCUGUAUUCUAGUGUUAUGUGAGUCAGCAGAAUACUCCAGAUUCCCUCUGUUGGACCUUUUACCCUUUUUGUCCUCUCCACACUUUCUCAUAAAAUCUGCUUCAUAAGUUCCGCUUUUUUCCCUUUUUCAAAAAUGUCCCAUUGUGGCUCCUCAUCAAUCCACAUUAGUAACCGCAUUUGACAAUGUUAUUUAUAUUAAUAAAUUACACAUUGAUGAUUUAAACCCAUGCAUAGCAAGUAAAAUCCUCACUGCUUUCAUCUUUGGCCCACACAAAACAGUUAUUUAAUCUUUUCAUUAAUGUCAACAGGAGUUCUUAGCCCAGUUCUGGUCAUCGC
Molecule: messenger RNA, 1727 nt
Organism: Cyprinodon variegatus (sheepshead minnow)
Lineage: Eukaryota; Metazoa; Chordata; Actinopteri; Cyprinodontiformes; Cyprinodontidae
Gene: mims2
Product: family with sequence similarity 210 member B
Exons: 3
Coding region: 173-1000 (275 amino acids)
Cellular component (GO): mitochondrion
Source: RefSeq, a predicted model, not a curated record